UAUUGGUUGAAAGAGCAGCCAAUGAGAGAGCCCGUUACUAGUCUGCGUGCCGCGCUGUAGGGGGAGCGCAUUAGGCCCUGCAGCCCUACGCGUUCCGCUGGUGUUUAGCAGGAUGAGCUCCAUCGGCACCGGGUAUGACCUGUCGGCCUCUACAUUCUCUCCUGAUGGAAGAGUUUUUCAAGUUGAAUAUGCUAUGAAGGCUGUGGAAAAUAGUAGUACAGCUAUUGGAAUCAGAUGUAAAGAUGGUGUUGUCUUUGGGGUAGAAAAAUUAGUCCUGUCUAAACUUUAUGAAGAAGGGUCCAACAAACGACUUUUUAAUGUUGAUCGACAUGUUGGAAUGGCGGUAGCAGGUUUGUUGGCAGAUGCUCGUUCUUUAGCAGACAUUGCAAGAGAAGAAGCUUCCAACUUUAGAUCUAACUUUGGCUAUAACAUUCCACUAAAACAUCUUGCAGACAGAGUGGCCAUGUAUGUACACGCAUAUACACUCUACAGUGCUGUUAGACCUUUUGGCUGCAGUUUCAUGUUAGGGUCUUACAGUGUGAAUGAUGGUGCACAACUCUACAUGAUUGACCCAUCGGGUGUUUCAUAUGGUUAUUGGGGCUGUGCUAUUGGCAAGGCCAAGCAAGCUGCAAAGACAGAAAUAGAAAAGCUUCAGAUGAAAGACAUGACCUGCUGUGAUGUCGUUAAAGAAGUUGCAAAGAUAAUUUACAUAGUACAUGAUGAAGUUAAGGAUAAAGCUUUUGAACUGGAGCUCAGCUGGGUUGGUGAAAUAACUAAAGGAAGACAUGAAAUUGUUCCGAAAGAUAUAAGGGAAGAGGCAGAGAAAUAUGCUAAGGAAUCUUUGAAGGAAGAAGAUGAAUCAGAUGAUGAUAAUAUGUAACAUUUACUUCAGCAUUUGUUUUAAAUUUCUAAUACAGUCCCCAUGUAACUAUUUAGCCCCUUGGAUUAUUACAUAUUCACUGACCAAUUUUCAUUAAAUUUUUGUCUUGUAAUUCUUGAAGUUUGGUUACUAUCUCCAUGACAAAAUUGGUGGGAUAACUGAACACAUAUUCAUAGCAUUAAAAUGUAAAUUUAUGCCUACUAAAAAAUUUCUUAGUUAAAAUGCUGCAAAUAGAGGCUUUGGAAUCAGAUUAAUUCAAAGCUCCAUUCCAGCUAGGAUCGAAAGGUUGUAUUCUGCUGGGGUGUUGUGUAAAAAUGACCUACCAAUGUAGUAGGCAAUUGCCCACUUUUGUAUUUAGUGAAAUGACUGUUUAUCAUCAGCCACUGUUAACCUCUAGUUGUACACACACAAGAAAGAUGUUCCAGUAGAGUCAAGAAUGUAUUUUUUUUCUUUUAUUGUGGUGAGGAGUGGAUUUAAGUAUCCAUAAAGUUGCUAUUCUGUCACUUAAGAAAUUUCUCAAUCUGUAAAGUUUAUAUAAAAAUACUCAUAUUUUAUGCUAAAAAAUAAAUGAGAAUAUAUGUGGAAGUACUCUAAA
Miniopterus natalensis is the source of this 1475-nucleotide messenger RNA. It is a transcript of the gene PSMA3, whose product is annotated as proteasome 20S subunit alpha 3. Gene Ontology annotation, biological process: ubiquitin-dependent protein catabolic process. NCBI's taxonomy places the organism in Eukaryota, Metazoa, Chordata, Mammalia, Chiroptera, Miniopteridae. Gene Ontology annotation, cellular component: proteasome core complex, alpha-subunit complex; proteasome core complex. The record is from RefSeq and is a predicted model, not a curated record.